UCUGUGGAAUUAAAAAGUUUCCCCCCUAAAUUCGGCCUCAGUGAUUGGUUAUUCUCUAGUUUGAAUUAUGAACGUUUUUCAAAAUUACAGUGGUGUUUUCUAAAUUGUUUGUCCGCUUUGCGUACUUUUGUGAUGUUUUUUGAGUUGCGUCUUUGAGCGUCCGAAGAAAUUCGGGAUUUUAAACAUGGAGAAUUCAGAUCCAAACAACAUGGCUGCCGACAGCUCCCUCAACUCUCAACGGGUGUUCAAGAAAUCUUCCCCGAACAACAAGCUCACCCUGUACCUAGCGUCGCGGGACCUGGUUGUGGAGACGAACAGCAUCGACCGCAUACAGGGUGUCCUUCACGUGGACCCUGAACAUGUGGACAACAAGAAGCUGUAUGGACAAGUCACUCUGACGUUCAGAUACGGCCGCGAAGAUGAAGAGGUGAUGGGCCUGAAGUUCUGCAAUGAAGCGAUCAUGAGCCUUGCGCAAGUGUGGCCUAUCAACUGUAACCACGAUAGAGAACCAAGCACGGCCUUACAGGAGGCUUUGAUGAAACGCUUGGGUGCCCACGCGUACCCGUUUCAACUAGAACUGACGCCACUGGCGCCCCCUAGUGUGCAACUGGUGCCCGCUAAGCAGUAUCACGGCGCCCCAAUUGGCACUUCUUACGACGUCCGGGCUUUUAUAGCGGAGAAAGUCGACGAGAAGGUGUCGCGGCGCAACAUGGUGCGCAUGGGCAUCAGGGUGCUUCAGGGAGCGUCGCGCGCCGCCGCCGCCGCCGCUCUGCCGCCGCCCUCGCCCGCGCACAGCUCCUUGAGCGCCUUGGCUCAUUACCAGCUGCUGAGGUACGCCGUAUUAACUGUAGACGCCAUUUUAAGUUUAGAGAAGGUGUCGGAGUGCUGCAGGGCGCGCGAAAGCUCAAACCCUUCAGAGCCGCCCGCGCCGCGGGUGGUUGUAGAAAAACCGUUUCUGCUCUGCGACGGUCGACUGAGGUUGGAAGCCUGGCUGGACAAGUCCGCCUACUACCACGGCGAGCCAAUCAUCGUCAGUUUCUCCAUCGUCAACCAAUCCAACAAGACUGUUCGGCGCAUCAAGGCGAUGGUCGUCCAACAUGUGGACGUUUGCAUGUUCUCUAACGGCAAGUUCAAGAACGUGGUGGCCUUCGAGAAGGACAACUCCCAAGUGCUGCCCGGGCAGAGUCUCGACGGCUCCUACACUAUGAUACCUAGCCGGGGCGUUACAAAGAACUGGAUAGCCCUCGAGGAUUCGUAUUCCAAAACCGGGGCCUGUCUGGCAUCCACGGUCCUCUGCAGCUCAAACUCACCUGAAGACCGCAAUGUGUUUGCCAUUUACGUGUCCUACUACGUGAAGAUAAAACUAAACGUCAGCGGCAUAGGCGGAGAACUGUCAGUUAAGCUGCCCUUCUCCCUGUCACAUGCUACCAUCAAUGAAGCGCCCACUGACAGCGUGAUGGAAGAAGCUACACACCGCAUGAUCCUCGAAGGCAGAGAGAACAGUGACGAGGAAGAUGAUGAAGACGAAGAAGAUAAAGAAGACGAAGAAGCCACCGCCGACGAGAACCAACAAUCUGAUUUAGAAGAAGACCCUAAAGCUUUAGAAGGGCGCUGUUGCGUCUCCGCCGACGUUUGCGUGAACAUCAUCGAGAAUAAAUUAUGCGAGAGGCCACGCUUCGAAGGGCCGACUCAGGUCCGCAAAUGCAAGCACGACGAUGACGACAUGAACCUCAUCGUCCGCUACCCCGGCCCGGAUACGUGAUCCGACGAGGAGCAGGACGCUACCAACGGGGCAAGCAAGACUGAGGAAGCAACGAAAGCUAAUCCGCGCAUGAUCGACGUCCACGCGACCGUCGCAGAGGAGACCGGCUUCUUCGGGAAGCUGAGGCAGUCGGUUUGCUGCUUGAACCGUCGUCACUCAUAAACUGGACUCUAAAAGUUUUUGCCUUCGACAAUUAAUAAAGUGAUGUUGAACUAGCUGUUAAUGAACAUUGGUAUUAUUAGAAGAAACCCAAGCUUCAAAUUACCCGCAGUCCAAUGACUUUGAAAUGUCAAUCGUUUUCAUGUUUAUGUAGUCGGAAAUUCUAAAAGUUAUCACCGUAUAAGUAAUAUAAAUUGUUUAACUGUAGGUAGAUUAAGGAUUGAAGUCAGAAGACUUGGUGGUGCCGAAUUAAGCCUGAAUGGAGUACGCUUACUAAAUUAUAGUAGAUUAGACUUUUAGCGUCAUUAACCCUUUACUGCAUACGGAGCCAUUUAUGGCCGAUAUGAUGUUGAACUCUAUUGAGAACUAUUAAAGUUUUUCAACUAAUAUUUUUUAAUUCAUGCGGUAAGGGGAUCCAAAUUAUUAUGAACAUGUUGAAAAUGUUUUUCAGUUCACUAAUCUUAUACUUCACCAAUCAAUCUUAUUGUGUUUUUCUAUCAGGCCGAAUGUCAAGUUUAAUAAGGACAGAUAUCAACAGUAAUUGAAUAACAUCUGGACUUAGGUAAAUCUUUGAAGAUUUAGGUUAUUCAUGAACAGCCAAAGUAAAUGUUAUAUUAAUGUUAAAUAACAGAGCUACUCCCUAUACCUACUUCUAAUCUCAGUGCAUUGCGCGUUGUUUUCACGGAUAUCUUUGUACCUAAUAAAGAAGCAAAAUACUUUCAUAAAAAACCCACGAUUUAACUUUACUAAUAGUACAAUAUACCAACUUAAUACAAUCUUAACGAAUUUGGUAGUUCGAUCCUUAGGAACUUUUUGUACCCUAUUUUAAAUCUUUACACUUCUGGGAUUGUUAGUUAUGAAUGAUAUACAUUUUUCGAAGCGUUUUGGACCAAGGUCAUGUUUGGGAACUAUAUAAUAUAUGU
This is a messenger RNA of Leguminivora glycinivorella, 2844 nucleotides long. Its product is annotated as beta-arrestin-1-like. Gene Ontology annotation, molecular function: G protein-coupled receptor binding. Bases 185 to 1762 code for a protein of 525 amino acids. Gene Ontology annotation, biological process: G protein-coupled receptor internalization; signal transduction. Gene Ontology annotation, cellular component: cytoplasm. The transcript has 10 exons. NCBI's taxonomy places the organism in Eukaryota, Metazoa, Arthropoda, Insecta, Lepidoptera, Tortricidae. The record is from RefSeq and is a predicted model, not a curated record.